Molecule: messenger RNA, 753 nt
Organism: Rotaria sordida
Lineage: Eukaryota; Metazoa; Rotifera; Eurotatoria; Philodinida; Philodinidae
Source: the annotation of a GenBank genome assembly
AUGACAGAUGAAACAGUACCACCAAAUAAUAUUCGAUCGGAUUUGGUUGAUAUAGCAAUUAGUUUUUUAAAGAAUCCAAAAGUUGCUCAUGAACCAAUGGAUAAAAAACGUGAUUUUUUACAAAAGAAAGGACUUACUGAUAAUGAAAUUGAUUAUGCAUUUAAAAUCAUACCACAACCACAAGAAACGCCUAAAGAAAUUGUUCCUAGUCAUCAACCAUCAUUUCUUCGUCGAAUCUUAUCUGAUUUAAUCUUAGCAGGAAUUCUCGGAUAUGCAUUAAAAAUUAUUAAACGUUGGUUUCAAUCAAAACAAUCAAUAAAAACUAAUGAAUUAAAUGAAACAAUAAAAAAUCUUCAAAAAACAGUACAAGAUAUGCAAACAAGUAUUAAUAAACUUGAACAAACAGCUGAUCAAUUUUAUUCAGCUACAAAUUCAUCAACUAUCUAUGGGUUAUCACCAUUAGAAGAAAUUAAACGUGAAAUUCAAACAUUGAAAAGUCUAUAUUUAAGUCGUUCUCAAUUUCCACCAAUUCCACAAGUACCUCCAAAAAUUCCAUCAUGGCAAUUAGAUGCCGCAGAAAAAUUGAAAGCUCGUGCAUCACCUGUUAUUGAUGAAACAACUACUAAAAAAACGAAUGAUGAUACUAAAGAAGAUGGUGAUAGUAUUGUUUUAGUUUCUGAAAAUGACAAAAAAAGUGAUGAUGGAAGUCGUUUAUCAUUAAGUCCAUCAUCAGAAUCAUCAAAUGAUGCAUAA